Messenger RNA from Gossypium raimondii (Peruvian cotton), 1821 nucleotides. RefSeq names its product DNA repair protein RAD51 homolog 4. Bases 113 to 1096 code for a protein of 327 amino acids. Gene Ontology annotation, biological process: DNA strand invasion; telomere maintenance; double-strand break repair via homologous recombination. Gene Ontology annotation, cellular component: Rad51B-Rad51C-Rad51D-XRCC2 complex; centrosome; replication fork. The transcript is spliced from 10 exons. The record is from RefSeq and is a predicted model, not a curated record. NCBI's taxonomy places the organism in Eukaryota, Viridiplantae, Streptophyta, Magnoliopsida, Malvales, Malvaceae. Gene Ontology annotation, molecular function: ATP binding; ATP-dependent DNA damage sensor activity; four-way junction DNA binding.
GCAGCCACAUUUUUUGAUUUUUCUUCUCUUCCUCCCGUGUUCUUUUUCAUGAACCUAACAAAAAGCCAUUAACCCUAACGGCCCUUGUCUAUCCAGUUGAGACCAAAAAACAAUGGCACGAUUGGCAAAUCUAGAGACUGAGUAUCCAGUUUUAGAUUCCACUGUCCGAAACUUCUGCGCUUCUCAUGGCAUUUUCUCAGUUGAAGAUUUCUUGAUUCAUGAUCUCUAUAUGUUAGCUGCUUUUGCGGAACAAAACGAUUCUUCUGAGAGAUUAAAGGAGGGAAUUGCUCAAGUUCUAUCUAUCAUAGAUGACAUGCAUCAGCCAUGGUUGAAUGGAAUGGAAUUGUUGGAAGAUGCUAAAAGGAAUAAACAUGUCUUUCCUACUGGAAUUCAAGGGAUUGAUUUGUUGCUCGGAGAUGGGAUCCAUGUCGGCCAAUUAACUGAAUUAGUUGGACCAUCAUCUUCUGGUAAAACACAAGUUUGCUUGCGAACAGCAUCAAAUGUUGCAAGGAAUCAUAUGGUGCUGUACUUAGAUACAGGCAACUCUUUUUCACCUCAACGCAUUGCCUACUUCCUAGGAAAGACCAUUAGUCCCUCAUCUGCUCAGGCCAAAAACCAAUUUCUGCAAAAAGUAAUGAGCAACAUAUCAUGCCAUUCUGUGUUUGACAUCUUUGCAAUGUUUGACGUGCUACAUCAGCUAGAAUCUUAUUUGAGAUGUCAGGACGGAAGAGGAGGUUGUCAGAUGCGAUUGCUAAUAGUUGAUUCAAUAUCAUCGCUGAUCUCCCCUGUUCUUGGAAGCUCUAGCACACUGGGGCGGGCUUUGAUGACAUCUGCUGGAUAUUUGCUUAAAAAGCUAGCACAUCAGCAUAAUCUUGCAGUACUUGUAAGCUUUGCUCGAGUUUCUUCUGUGCUAAUUAUCAAUCACACGGUAGGUGGUGAGGGAGGGUCUUCCAAACCGGCUCUUGGAGAUAGCUGGAAGUGCAUUCCACAUUCAAGGCUUUUCCUCUCCUGUGACCGUGGGAGCAACACCUACAAUGUUUCCAUUUUAAGACACCCAUCCAUGGCCUCUGGGAAGGCUGCAAGGUUUGUGAUCUAGUACCAGCCCAUACAGGUGUGCUAGGGACGAAAAUACCAGUAAAAAUGGAACUGUUUUGUGAGUAAAAUACCCUUUGAUAACGAUUGUACAUGGGAAGUGUUCUGUAGUGUAGCUUCUUGUGGGAGCUGACUAGCGGUGACGAAUGGGAGUGCUUUGCCAUUUGUGAUCAAAUUGUUAUUACCGUUGUUGUUAAUGACCCAAAGGGAAUGAAAAAUUGUUGUUGAUGGUUCCCAUGUUAGCAGGCCAUCAUACAGAGGUGACACCGUGUCAUCAUCUCAUGGUCCAUAUCAACCUUCACGUAGUCUCCUUACAGUUCUGUUGAAAAAAGCACUCUCCUUACAAGUUAGUAGUGUGAACUAUUAUAUCUCAAGAUCAGCUUAGGCAAGCCAGAAAAAGGUAAGGAGAUAAAGCUAACCCAUUGAACUUUGAAGACAUAUUGGAGUGAAUUUAAAUUUGACAGUGACUUAUGAAAUUUAGACCAUUGUCCGUUGUGGGUUUUAAUGGAUGCGGCCAAUAGCCAUGUUCUAAGGGGAAGAAAAGAAUGGUGAAGAGAAGACAGAGGAAUCAUAAAAAUGUUGGGGGUAUGGGGUCAAAAGAUAAAAAGCAUUGCAUGCCUCCAAGGACUAAACACCCAUGCCAUCAGUGUCAAUCACAUGUACAACACCGGUAUUUCAUUCAUGGAAAUUGGGUUCUUAAUCAUCAAAAGUCAAUUUGUUCAAGCACCA